Ornithodoros turicata is the source of this 1318-nucleotide messenger RNA. Its product is annotated as protein SYS1 homolog. The record is from RefSeq and is a predicted model, not a curated record. Gene Ontology annotation, biological process: protein localization to Golgi apparatus; Golgi to plasma membrane protein transport; Golgi to endosome transport. Lineage: Eukaryota; Metazoa; Arthropoda; Arachnida; Ixodida; Argasidae. Bases 536 to 1102 code for a protein of 188 amino acids. Gene Ontology annotation, cellular component: trans-Golgi network; Golgi membrane. The transcript has 5 exons.
UCCGAGCGCUCGGAAUUUGCCAGCUAGCACUUUUUUUGCCCGGUCUCAAAACGAUCGAGCAGCAGAUUGCUCAACUGUAUCCGGUGUCGUCACAUCCGCACUGCAACGGUGGCGACUGCCCUCAUUGGCCCGCAUGUUGAAAUCACGUGGUUUAGCAGACGACAGAACUCGAAGACUUGCGACCGCGACGCCCCUAGCGUGAUCCAAGUACCUAAAACCGCUAUAUUCCUAGCAAUCAUGUUCCGGUGGCAACGGUCACGUGAUCCAGCUCGGUCGCCGACCUAGCAAUUUCCGAGCGCUCGGCCGUUUCGCUACGACAUGACCACCCGAAUUCGCUAUAACUGUUCGCAACUAUGUGAUCUUUUUCAGUAAUUUGAAUCUAAAGCCGGAAGAAGACGACGACGUGUUACUGAACAUGUGCUGAACCGUAUUGAGUGAGCAGACCAAGGAACCAUCCCAAAUACAGCAUCGGAAGGCUCGUCGUGCGUUCUCACCUCCCAAGAACGAUGCGGACGUUUCGACCACAGCGCUUCCAAUGAAGUUUGACGCCAUCUGCCUUCGUAGCUAUUCAACAUGUACAGCUGAAUUUGUUUCCCACAUACCGCCAGUGGUGAUUCCCGAAAGCAGACGGAUGAGCGGCCGCUUCCGAUUUACGAAAUGGGACCCUGUGUUGAUAAUAGCGCAGAUGGUGGCGUUACAGAGCCUCUUCUACGUGAGCCUCUGCAGCUGCAUGGCUCUCACGAACUUCAUCGCCGGAGAAAAUUACUCUGUUAGUCAGCUGUUUACGUAUCAGGUUGCUUUUAUUUGGAAUUUGCGUUCAAGAUGCGUGGUAGCUGCGUACAUUAUAACUUCUCUUGUUGGAGCUUUGGGCCUGUGGUACUUCGUGCAAAGAGCGAAGUUAUGCCUGGACUUCUCGACCACUACGCACUUCUUCCACCUAUUGUGUUGCUGGGCCUACAACGGUACCUUCCCAAAUACCCUCUCCUGGUGGGUGCUCAACACUGUCGGGGCCACGAUUACGUGCAUCUGCGGGGAAUUCCUUUGCAUGAAAGUCGAGAUGAAAGACAUUGCCAGGCACCUGGUUCCUGAGGUGGACUUAUAAUGGAUUAACAAUGAUGCACUUAAUGAUGCACCUAAUGAUUAAGGCCUCGAUGCUGUCAUAUCUUUGUCCUUAGACUACAUCGCCUGGAACAUAUGUUGAUUGAUACCAGCUCUUUUGUGCUCAUCUCAUUCAAGUAAAAAAAUAUGGCUAUGCGACAUAUCCAAGAAAGCUGAAUUGUAUCAUUUUGCAAUAAAGCGAACCUUGGGGACUCUUGGA